GCAUUGUCUGGUUCAUCAAACCAGAAAAGAGCUUCCCCUCUUUUUACAAAAUGCCCUUUAUAUUUUACCCAUUAUGUGUGGUGGGUGACUCAAAUAUUUACAGGUUGUUCUUAUUUCUGGCAGAUCACAUUGUGUUUUAAAUGAAUAUGUUAAGUUCAAUGUUUAAUUUGAUUUUCUUUCUACUUCCAGUUUCCUAGUAUAUUGUGUGAAUGAGUACGGGCGAGGCGGUGCCAUUUCUUUUAGGAUUAACACUGCAUAUAUAAGCCAUGUGGUGGGUUGUUUCUUUCAACUGCUCUCGUGCAGCAUCAGGCAGCAUGACAACCCAGCGAUGGAUUCUGGCAUUCUGCCUUUCACUGGCCUCAGUUUUUGGCACAGUGGAAUUGUUCAAGACCAAAGAAAUUCAGACAUACACUUGCAGGACAUUUGGCAGCGGGAUCGUCCAGCCUUUUAAGGGGGAGAGUUACUAUGUUCGGUCCGACUGCCCGUUCAAACUCACAAGCUUCAACGUCAACCGGGGGGAAUAUUCUGUCACCAUACGGCGAGGUCACAACGGGCUGUUGGUCCAAGUCGAGAUCAUCGUCAACAAAGUCACAACACUUUUGCAGAAUGGCCACAUCCUAGUGCAGAACAACAGUGUUUCACUUCCAUACGACCACACCUACCAGCAUAUCUUUAAAUACGGCAUCUACACUAGACUGAGGAGCUCGCUGCUUCCUUUUACUGUCACCUGGCACAAUGUACAUGGGGGAAUAAACUCUCUGUGGGUGACACUGGAGUCGGAGCUGUGCACCGACAUGUGUGGACUGUGUGGAAAACAAAACGUUGCAGGCCACAGGGACGAGUUGAUCAGAGAAAGCAAGCUUCACGACCACAGAUGUAAAAUCAGAGAUCCUGUGUUGCAAAAAAAUCACAUAUGCCGUCGAUUCUUUUUGAAAACCAAGAACUGUCUGCAAGACAACAAUUCUCACUAUCACCGACUCUGUAAAGAGAACAUUUGUGGCUUUGAAAACAGCCAGAGCAUCUUCUGUCCUUUCUUCCAAGAAGUUGCAAGCCAGUGUAACCAAUCAAGAAUCAACCGAUUUUGGAGACGUUUAACCAGAUGUGCGAAGCCGAGGUGUCCAGGAGACCUGAUUUAUGAGAAAAAAGGUCCAGCAUUUAUUCCCAGCUGCUCCAACCCGAACCCUGCACCCUUCUACCAGGAACUCACUGAAACCUGUGCCUGUCCAAACGGUAAAGUUUUGAAUAAUUGUGAAAAGGGCUAUCGCUGUAUACCUAAAUCCAGCUGCUCCUGUGAGUUCGCUGGCAAGACCUACGGAAACGGAGAAAUACGGAGUUCCAGGUGUCAGUCAUGUACGUGUGAUGGUGGGAAAUGGCGAUGCUCAGAGAACUUUUGCCACAGAAGAUGUGUCAUUGAAGGCCAGUUUGUGACAACAUUCGAUGGAAAACAAUAUGUCCUCCCUAACAAAUGUUUAUAUGUGGCUUCAAAGGGUCCCAACUGGAUAAUAAUAAUAGAGUUUUCACAAAAAAAACUCCACAUUAGAAAGGUUACGGUUCAGCUCAUGGAGGAACUGUUUGUAUUCAAAAAGAACAAGGUUUUGUUUGAUGGACAGGAGAUCCCUGAAUUCCAUUUUUCUGGUCAUGCUCAGGUUUACUGGGUGUCCUCCAUGUUCGUCCAGGUCCACACGACCAUUGGUAUAAACUUCCAAAUUCAGCUCUCCCCUGAAAUCCAUCUGUUCAUUGACGCACCUGACACCUCCAAUGACAAGAUUAAAGGUCUUUGUGGCAAUAGCAACAGUGACACCACAGAUGACUUCACCACCAACAGCGGGAUCAUUGAGAACUCAGCUAAACCAUUUGCUAUGUCCUGGAGUUUGCUUAAUUGUUUCGGGAACAUACCCACCACCUGCACCAACCUUGAGAAUGAGAAUUAUGCUCAUGAAAAGUGUGCAGUGUUAAACCAACCAACUGGGAUAUUUGCUAAGUGCCACCCUCAUAUCCCAACUGAUUACUACUACACGGCUUGCAUCCAAAGAAUAUGUAACUCUGCCGGAAGUCGGAGACAGGGCUUGUGUAUUGGUCUGGCCAGCUACGCCAAAGCCUGCGCCGGUGUUGGUGUUGUAAUUGGUGACUGGAGGAGAAUCACGGGCUGCGAUCUGAAAUGCCAGAAGAACCAAGAAUUCUCCUACAGCAUGCAUAUCUGCAACCGCACAUGCAAUUCUCUGACCGGCCAUGACAUCCGCUGUGAUAUGAACGACGAUGCUGUGGAGGGCUGUGGCUGUCCGGAGGGAACUCACCUGAACCAAGGACAGACCUGUUGCCCAAAGGAAGAGUGUGGUUGUAUUUACUACGGUGGUAUUGCAGCCCCGGGGCCUGUUGUUAUCGCUGGACAAAAGUGCGACUGCAAGAAUGGGGUACUGAACUGCUUGCCGAAUUGUGAUUGCAGAAAUGGGAAGGUGUGUGUCAGUUGCUCUGAGGGCCAACAUAAGAGGGUUCAGAAGACCUGUGACUAUAUUAGCAAACCAAAGGGUACCAGGGAGAACUGUAAGAGUGGCUGUUACUGUCCAGAUCACCAGUAUGAAGAUCACCAUGGGAACUGUGUUUCACUCGAUGAUUGCACCUGUGUGUUCAGUGGCAAAGCAUUCAAAGCUGGACAGCAAGUUACCAGCAACUGUAAAACAUGUACCUGUUAUCGUGGUCAGUGGCACUGCAUUGAGAAGCCUUGCCCGGGACAGUGCCAAGUCUACGGAAAUGGACACUACCAGACCUUUGACUCCAAAUGGUUCCGCUUUUCUGGACAAUGUCUGUACACACUUGUGCAGGAUUCCUGUGACAUGAGAAGAGGCACCUUCUCUAUCAGAGUGGAGAGUGUCCCCUGCUGUGAGGAGGUGCUCACCUGCUCUCGCAACAUCAUCCUUGACCUGAAGGGCCAAGUCACCCUGACGCUGAGAGACAUGCAGGUGAUCAGACGCCUCCAUGAAGGCUGGAAUGGACAGGAUGAUUCACUUUACUCAAUACACACUUUGGGACUUUACAUUGUAAUCUCAGUGCCAAGCAAAGGGAUAACUCUCAUCUGGGACAAACACACCCGGAUCACCGUAGAGCUGGCGGGUUCGUGGAAGAACCGAGUGUGUGGCCUCUGUGGGAAUUUUGACUCCAAUGAGAUGAAUGACCUAAGUAUAAGUGGUUCAUCAGUGUCCAGUCCAAUGGCAUUUGGCAACUGCUGGAAAGUCCAAACACCUCCUUGCUCUGAUGUGACCACUGAUAUAUUUCCAUGUGAACGCAACUCCUACUGCGCAGCCUGGGCCCAGCAGCGCUGUUUGAUCCUUACAGGAGAAACAUUCAGUGAAUGCCACUUAAAAGUGGAUCCAGAUCCCUACUACGAUGCCUGUGUGCAGGAGUCUUGCUCCUGUGAGUCAGACGGGAAAUUCCUCGGCUUCUGCACAGCUGUGGCUGCCUACGCACAGGCCUGCAGCGAGCAGCAUGUGUGUGUGAAUUGGAGGACACCUGAUAUGUGUCCGGUGUACUGUGACUACUACAACAAGCAUGGACAGUCUAUCUGGCACUAUGAAGCCUGUGGUCAGAUGCUGACCUGUGGCAAAGAAAACUAUAUCUCUCACAAGCUGGAAGGCUGCUACCCAAGAUGUACAGAGAAGAAGCCAUACUAUGAUGAAAACACUGGUGGAUGCACCAGUUUAGGAAACUGCACCUGUUACCUUAAUGGCACUAUCGUUCAACCUCAGGCAGUGGUAGUAAUACAGAAUGUUUUAUGCCGCUGUGAAAAUGGAGCCAUGAACUGCGACCCUUCAUCGUCCACCACUCCAACAUCCAGCACUCACACUGCUUCUGAUUCAACAACCAGGGAUGUGACUCGAACACACCAUACUCCCACCGCUUCUGAUUCAACAACCAGGGAUGUGACUCGAACACACCAUACUCCCACCGCUUCUGAUUCAACAACCAGGGAUGUGACUCGAACACACCAUACUCACACCGCUUCUGAUUCAACAACCAGGGAUGUGACUCGAACACACCAUACUCACACCGCUUCUGAUUCAACAACCACCCAUAUGACUCGAACGCACCACACUCACACCUAUACUGUUUCCACAACCAAGGAUUGCCAGUGUUUUGACCCAAAGAAUUAUAAAAUCUGGCACUGCGGUGAGACGUGGACAGAAGAUUGCUUCAAAAAGACCUGUAUAGGUGGGCUGAUAGAGUUGAGUCCAGUGGUUUGCCCAGUGAUGGAAUUUCCGGACUGCCCCAGAGACAAGUUCACAAAAGUCUUGGAUGGAUGCUGUGAAACACUUAAGUGUGACUGUCGUUGUGAGAUAUAUGGGGACUCACACUACACCACUUUCCAAGGUGUUAAGUUUGAUUUCCUGACAGAAUGCACCAACAUCCUGGUGAAGGAGAUAUCAUCACAUCCUAGUUUGUACAUUUCUGUGGAAAACGAAAACUGUGUAGCAGGCAGGCAUCGCUCCUGUGCAAAAAGCAUCACCGUGAAAUAUCAGGGAUCUAAAGCUGUACUGAGUAUCCAUCCAGACUUCUCUGUAGUAAAGGUCACUAUGAACGGCGCGGUCAUACAGCCACCAUUGCAGGUGGCUGGGUUUAGGUUUGAGAGCACAAUGGACACGGUGACAAUCUACAUGCCAGACAUCCGCUCUUAUGUCUCCCUCAGUCAGUCCCAUAACUUGGUGGUCAGUUUGGCUACGGAGUACUUCCAUGGAAAAACCCAGGGACAAUGUGGUGUGUGUGGUGUUGGAUCAUGUAUCCGUAAAGGAGGGAAAAUGGAGGACAACAGCUGCUGUGAUAAGACGGCUUAUAGCUGGGUGAAACGUCACGGGUCCAAACCGGCCUGUGCUCUUUUACCAAGAGAUGUAGAAUGUGUCCAGACGACUGCGGUACCACCUACAACAACCACUUCUCUCCCCUGCCCUUCGAGCGCUCUAUGUGUGGUGCUGGACCACCCAGCCUUUUCAAAAUGCAUCAAGCACUUAAUGCGUAAAAAGAAGAUCUGCGUGUAUGGUUCCUGCGAUAUCGAUCGUUGCUCUAUACUAAAGCGCGCUGCAAAGGAGUGCAUGAAAGCUGGUGUCUGUAUUGACUGGAGAGCACUGACUAAUGGAAAAUGCACUAUGACAUGUCCAAAAGGAUUGGUCUACAGACAAUGUCGUGACAAGCUGGAUGACUUCUGUCUUAAAGGAAUCGUUAAAGAAGGAGCCCCCUUCAAGUGCACCAGAGAAGGCUGUUUUUGUCCCCAUGGUCAAAUCAAGGCAGACCAGGACUCAAACAUCUGUGUGACGAGCUGUCCGUAUUGUAAAGGACCCCUCGGUGAGCCCAAACAGCCUGGUGACGUCUGGGAGUCCGGCUGUCACAUUUGUAAAUGUAACAAAGAGACUGGAAAAGAGGAGUGUCAUCUUAAACCUCUUGAGACAGAACCAAGUUGUGGCCCAGACUCUGUACUGGUAAACAAACCUUGCUGUGGUGAACAGAUUUGUGUUAAGAAGACAUGCAAAUUUGGUAAAAGAACAUACGAGGUGGGAGAAUCUUGGUCAGAUGACUCCAGUCCGUGUCAAUCAUAUCAUUGCACUUUGGAGGGAAUUCAAACUACAACCCGAGAAUGUCCCAGAGUCCAUUGUCAUCCGGCCAGAUUGAUAUGGGACGACCGCAAAUGCUGCAAAACAUGUAACAACACCUGUGCGCCCGUGUUUGGCGAUGUUGAGUUCAGGACUACCGACUGUCACACCAUAUUGCACGUACCUGUCUGUAUGGGCGAAUGUGGUUCUGGCUUGAGCAUCAAGGUAGGCCAUAAACUGAGGGUGCAUGCAGAGAACAAUUGCUGUCAGGAGAAGACCUCGGAGACAAAAACGCUCUCCGCGAUAUGCUACCACCCUAUAACCAACAGAAGAGAGGAAAAAACGUUCACCUACAAGCACAUCACCUCUUGUGAGUGCAGACUGUGUAACACACAACACUGAAAAAAUGUUGUUAGCGCAGCCAUUUUCAUCCCGUUCCCUUCAGAUUUCUAAAUCAAAUCAAAAUAUAUAGGACUCAAAUUGUUUUUAGUGAUUCAUUUUAUUUCUUCUGCAAAGAAAUUUUCUGAUCUGCUUUUAGUCAAAUAAAAGUAAUCAUUGUCUACUCACCAA
Molecule: messenger RNA, 6143 nt
Organism: Gasterosteus aculeatus aculeatus (three-spined stickleback)
Lineage: Eukaryota; Metazoa; Chordata; Actinopteri; Perciformes; Gasterosteidae
Source: RefSeq, a predicted model, not a curated record